Molecule: messenger RNA, 482 nt
Organism: Halichondria panicea
Lineage: Eukaryota; Metazoa; Porifera; Demospongiae; Suberitida; Halichondriidae
Product: general transcription factor IIH subunit 5-like
Exons: 3
Coding region: 117-350 (77 amino acids)
Biological process (GO): transcription by RNA polymerase II; nucleotide-excision repair, preincision complex assembly; nucleotide-excision repair
Cellular component (GO): transcription factor TFIIH holo complex; transcription factor TFIIH core complex
Source: RefSeq, a predicted model, not a curated record
AUUUGUGAGACUACUAUUAAUUUGUGAGACUACUAUAAUGCGUUUGUAAGUUGACGUUCCUUACCAAUUCUCAGGAAUACAGAUAUUCUGUGGUGUUUGCGUUCACUUGAAGAGAGAUGGUGAAUGUUGUAAAAGGCCUGCUUGUGAAAUGCAGUGACUCGGCUAUCAAGCAGUAUAUAUUACACCUGGAUCAGAAGGAAUCACUGGGACGAAGGUUCAUACUACAAGAUUUAGACGAACUCCAUGUGUUUGUGGCUCUCGAUGUUGCUAAGCAACUACAACAAAAGAUUGACGAACUUAUGGAAAAAAACUCGUACUCCGAAUUUGAUCAACAAAACAAAGGAAAAUGAACACUUUUAAUUAUCAUUAUUCAACUUCCCUCUAAAGCAGUGUUAUAAAAAUACAUACCGUUAUUAUAAAUAUUAAUUUUUGCUGGUGAAAAACCUUUUGCAAUUGAGCAGAAAAAUAUCACUUACAAUCUA